Molecule: messenger RNA, 740 nt
Organism: Episyrphus balteatus (marmalade hoverfly)
Lineage: Eukaryota; Metazoa; Arthropoda; Insecta; Diptera; Syrphidae
Product: protein D1-like
Exons: 3
Coding region: 42-656 (204 amino acids)
Source: RefSeq, a predicted model, not a curated record
UUUUCUAUCAGCUUCAGAACUUAGCGGCUCAGAUAACAACAAUGAGUGUUCGAGUACUUACUUUUUCGUUUAUUUUUAGUUUAUAUCUGUCUUUUGAAGUUGUUUCUCCGCAUAUUAAUCAAACAAAUUCCAAAAUGCAAGAAGCUGGAAUUGUUCCCGAUGUAAUUGAUGUUGCUCCAACAAAAGUUGUUCAGGUGACCUAUCCAAAUGGAUUAGAAGUAAACCAAGGAAAUGAACUUACACCCACUCAAGUAAAAAACCAACCUACAGUGCACUGGGAUGCAGAAGAAAAUGCACUUUAUACACUUUUGAUGACUGACCCAGAUGCCAGUGAACAAUUUAGAGAAGUUAGACAUUGGUUGGUUGUAAAUAUUCCUGGAAAUAAAGUAUCAGAAGGCCAAUCAGUUGUGGAUUAUGUUGGUUCAGGACCACCUCUAGGAUCUGGUAAACAUCGUUAUAUAUUUUUGGUUUUCAAACAACCCAAUGAAAUUAAAACCAGCCUCUACAUUUCGAAAAAAACAAGAACAGGACGCACUUCGACAAAAGCUCGUGAUCUUAUAAAGGAAUACAAUCUGGGAAAUCCAGUAGCUGGUAACUUUUAUUUGGCAGAAUAUGAUGAUUAUGUUCCAAUUCUUCAUGCUGGUUUUACUAAUUAAUUGUGCCAGGAAAAAAAAAUCAUAAGUAUUUGAAUUUUUGUGAAAAAACCUAACAUUUUGUAAAAUAAAAUAAGACGAAAAACA